AUGAGCAAAGUAAUUUUGGACAACAACACAAGCAGUGAGCACACAAUGUCUACAUUUCCUUUCAUAUCCGAUGCGGAACCGCAUCAUCGUACGUUACAGUUGUCAUUCCAGAAUCUAAACGUGCUCCAUAAUGAACGCCAAAUUCUCUCUGAUGUGAAUGGCUUAGUAAGCCCUGGCGAAGUUUUAGCCGUAAUGGGCCCAUCUGGUAGUGGGAAGACCACAUUGCUCGACUGCCUCAGCGGACAGCGACGCUUCGAUAGUGGCGGCGUUUAUCUGAAUCGCGAACCACUCUCGAAAAAGUGGCGCCGCAAGAUCUGCUAUGUGCUCCAAGAGGAAAUCUUCUUCUCUGGGCUAACCCUCAGAGAGACUGUUAUGUAUACGGCUCUGCUGCGACUGCCAGAUAAAAUGUCGAAAGCGGAGAAAAUCAAGUCGGUUGAUCGUAUACUGGAAGCGUUGGAGCUAACAUUUUGUCAACACACGAAAUUUGGUGACUAUCUAAAUCGUGGAUUGUCGGGCGGUGAGAAGAAACGCGCCAAUAUCGCAUGCGAGUUGCUAACCAAUCCGCUGCUGAUGUUACUAGAUGAACCAACAUCCGGCCUUGAUAGUCAUUCUGCGAUAUCGCUCAUGAAGUUUCUCAAGCGUUAUGCCGUGCAAGAGCAAAAGACUGUGGUGAUCACCGUGCAUCAGCCUUCUUCGCAAAUGUUCCACAUGUUCGACAAGCUGUUGCUGCUUUACAACGGUCGAACUGCGUACUUUGGCGAGGUGAAUAAUAUUUAUACGUAUUUCGAGAAUAUCGGUGUUAUCAUUAAACCGCACUACAAUCCCGCGGACUUCGUAUUGGAACAACUGAAGUCAUAUCCUAAAAUCCGCGAGAAGCUGUUCAUCGCCGCCAAGGAAUCUCAUGGCAAUUACUUGAAUAGAAACUGUAUUACGGUGAACACGAACAAUGAACGGAAUCAGCAGCACCACCACUCCAACAAUGUUCGGCAUAAUGGUGACAUCAAUGGUGACGCUGCUGAUGUCACACCAACGGCCAACAUCACCACCACCAUCACAACAGAAAUUGUCAAUGAGAAGUCCCACAAGCAUGAUGCACUCAUCAAUGAUAUUAUCAACAACUAUUAUAAGGGCAUACACAAAAAUCAUAAUAAUCAUCACAUCAACCACGAUGCCAUGCUAAUCAUAAGUGAUCAUCAGAACCCCAAUGAAGAGGCGUCACAACAGCUGUGGUAUGGCCACGAUUCGCAAUCGAACUCCAGCGUCACUUCAAGUGUGUGCCAGCGUUAUGAGAGCUGUGGUGACAACGAUUGGCUCGACUAUCCGACGAGUUUUCACACGCAGUUCUGUGUAUUGUCCAGCCGCAACUACAAUGAGGCAAAGCCGCGUAUGUUGUCCAAACUAAAUUGGUUCCAAACGAUCGGUUUGGCAUUGAUGGCUGGCUCAAUUUGGUUUCAAAUACCACGCACCGAAGAGUUCCUACACGAUCUGCAAGGCUGGAUGUUCUUCUCACAGACAUACUGGAUGCUGUUUGCGCUCUUUGGCGCCUUAAAUUCCUUCCCUGCAGAACGCGAAGUUAUUAGUAAGGAACGUCGUUCGGGCGCUUACAGGCUAUCUGCAUAUUACUUGGCGAAAAUGUUUGGGGAAUUGCCUUUGGUUGUGACGCUGCCGACUGUCUACCUCAUGAUAUCCUAUCCAAUGUUGGGCUGUACCAGUUGCAAGCUGUUCUUUUUAAUGCUGGUCUUCCUGCUACUCAACACAAUUGUGGCGCAGAGCGUGGGCUUCUUCAUCGGUGCCUGUUGCAUGGAUAUGAAUGUUGGCAUUACGUUGAGCGCACUCUAUACGCUGGCGACACAACUCUUUGGCGGCUAUUUAUCCACUCGCAUUCCAGAUGGAUUGAGCUGGAUACGCUACACCUCAAUGAUACACUAUGCAUAUCAAAAUAUGCAAAUUUUAGAGUUUCGAGAAGGACCGGCGUUAAGGUGUGGCAAUCCCAGCAGCUUUGAAAUCUGCAAAACAAACGACACCACGACGAUGUUCAUUCCAUAUCAGGAAAUACUCAAGGCACAAAACUCGACAUCACCGCUUUGGCUGAACACGCUCGUAUUGAUGAUGUUCUUCGUGGUGUUUCGUGGCCUCGGCUAUGCUGUUUUACGUUAUGUGCGAUGUCCCAAAGCGGCGUGAUAUUCAAAACUCCAGUGAGCUUAACGAGAGAAAAAACAACAACGCACAAUAUUAAAAAAAAAAAUGUGUGUAAAUUUAUUGUAAAAUUUAUUAAACUCAUCCCAGAAAGCAUUUUUAUACAAAUAUGUUGUACGUGUUUUAUGCACUCGUAGUUGAUCAAAUGUUUCAUAUAUCCGCUGGUGAUAUGUUUAUAUUUCCUGUUGAGCAUUUUUAAACUAAGAAAUGUUGUUUCUGCGUGUUUAAUAUUUCUUCUUUUUUUUUUUGUGUUAAAGUUUGAGGUACGAAAGUGCGCUCCUGUGCACCUUACUAACAAAAAGUAUACAAUAAUCGUACAUACAUAAAAUAUGAAGAUGUAUUUUAAUGUUAAUUUUUUCUAUUUUUUAAAAAACUUUUUUAAAUUAAAAUACAUAUUUUAUGGUAAAGCUAUUUUAAUGAAAAUUUUAUGUAAUAAAAUUUUGAAAGCAUCACUUUGUAAGGCGAAAGCUCGCUAUCGAAAACUUCAAAAUGAAAGUAAGCAAAAACAAUAAGUAACAUUAUCCCCAUAUGAAGCUGUAAAAUAAAAUAAAACAAUUUAAAACUUUAAAAGAAUGUAGUAUAUUCCAUAGUAUUCAAAUACAAUAAAUGUCAAAGUCAACCUUUUUUCGAUUCCUAUCUACAAAUUACAACUAAGUAGAUGUCAUACUCUAAUAAAUAUUUCUACAGAAAUUAAAAGUAACAGCUACAUAACCUACCAAUACUAGCAUAUUCACAAAUAUAAGUGUGUUUUUGUUUGUUUUUUGAAAAUUACUGUGAUGUAGUAUUCUAGUUUCUGAAUUUAAUUAAUAAAUGCACUUCAUAUGUAUACAUAAAUAAAUUACUCAUUAAGUUAGAUAUAGUGGAAUGUAAAUUUAAACAUAUUUAUAUUGAAUAAGAAAUAUGUAGUAGUAGAAAUAGUUAACGUUAUCACGAAAAUUUCCACUAUACAAAGUUAUGGUAUUUACUAUAUAGUAUGUAUGUACGCUAUAAUUUAUAUCAACAAUAAACAACUCUAUUAAAUAUUGUGAA
Rhagoletis pomonella (apple maggot) is the source of this 3225-nucleotide messenger RNA. RefSeq names its product ABC transporter G family member 9 (gene E23). Gene Ontology annotation, molecular function: ATP binding; ABC-type transporter activity; ATP hydrolysis activity. The record is from RefSeq and is a predicted model, not a curated record. The transcript is spliced from 8 exons. The coding region runs from base 1 to 2181 and encodes 726 amino acids. Lineage: Eukaryota; Metazoa; Arthropoda; Insecta; Diptera; Tephritidae. Gene Ontology annotation, cellular component: plasma membrane.